Macrosteles quadrilineatus (aster leafhopper) is the source of this 1072-nucleotide messenger RNA. RefSeq lists its product as uncharacterized. The coding region runs from base 1 to 1047 and encodes 348 amino acids. Lineage: Eukaryota; Metazoa; Arthropoda; Insecta; Hemiptera; Cicadellidae. The transcript has 8 exons. Gene Ontology annotation, cellular component: membrane; cytosol. The record is from RefSeq and is a predicted model, not a curated record.
AUGUCACCUCAUUGGACCACAAAAUUACCGGGACUGGGCGAUGCAGCACUUUCAAGGCCGGACUCGACCUUAAAAGUGGGAUUUCUCUAUGAUAAUCUACCUUUAGAUCUGUUGGCUCAGGAAAUCGGCACAGAAGCUCUUCUGAUCAGUGAUCAGACCCUUCACAGUGAACCACGUUUUUGGUUCCCAGAUUCUGAGAACGCUGCCACUUGUUGGGCGAGCAUAAGCUCUGCUUAUUCAAAUCUGUUGAACAAUCUCGAUGCAGUUCUUGAUUUUGGAAUCAGAAAAGGAAUUACCGAUUUGAAUUUUAUCCUCGGAGUAUCAAUUGCAAAAGCACAACUUGAGAUUUUAGAGAAACAUGUUCAUGAAAAACAUUUACAACAUAUUCAGCCAACAGUUGAAGCUUUAUGUAAGAAAUGUGAGAAUUUAAUCGACAGAGCAAAAGAUAACAAGGAACCAUUGACGUUAGCACUCGACUCAAAGCUUUGGAAUGUGAGCACUUGUCCUGGAUGUCAGCUUAGUCCUCCUCCAUCUCCAUCUCUACACUUGGCCAAACAAGAUCUUGCACUCAAUCCACAACUCUCUGAUGAGUGCAUCAGUCUUCUCCUCACUCUAUGUCUCUCACCACCCAGAUGUGUCAUUGCUGAAUUGUCAGAUAAUGCCACAAAUUAUCUAAUAACUCAUCAAGUUCUGUACUGGAUCAUAUUCAACCAGAAAUGCACAACUAAACUGGUUAAUUCUACAGUUACUGAGCAGAUCUUGAAACAUAAGUGUAGCAUGACUUUUCAAGAACACCACAACCUGGAAGAAAAAAACUUGCCCCCUGAAUUCAGGGAUUUGUACUUUGAGCAAACCGUUGUCUGUGGUAUUUUGGGAUUCACUGAGUUCAUGGGUGACAAUAUGAAAAUGAUCACUUCUCUUCAACACGUGAAAGGUUGCUUCACCAAAUACACACACAGGGAACGUCCGCACAGGAAAUGUGACCUCCAUUUCAGUGGGGUGGCAACAGGGGUUUUGGCUCUGAUUAUCAAACAUCAGUACGAUUAAUUGUGGAAACAAAACAGAAAUGUUG